Molecule: messenger RNA, 1890 nt
Organism: Aspergillus heteromorphus CBS 117.55
Lineage: Eukaryota; Fungi; Ascomycota; Eurotiomycetes; Eurotiales; Aspergillaceae
Product: MFS multidrug transporter
Exons: 7
Coding region: 1-1650 (549 amino acids)
Biological process (GO): transmembrane transport
Molecular function (GO): transmembrane transporter activity
Source: RefSeq, a predicted model, not a curated record
AUGGCUAUAUCUUCGAUGGCAGUCCGCCUCACCGCCUUCACCGCCUUUUGGCUUUCGCUUCUUCUCGCAUUCAUGUCGUUUUCCAACGUGCAUGAGCACGACAGCUUCUCGUCCACUCCAGAGCCUGCAGCCAGAGGUCUGAGCAUGCAGGGGGCCAAUGACGGACCCUCCAGGGUUCCCCCCGACCACUGCGACGCCUUCCUGCCCUUCCAUGAUCCGAUUCCAUCAGGCAGCGGCAGCAAUGUCUUCUCUGCUGUCCCUAUCCACGUCUACACCAUGAACUUCGCCCAGGCCAAGGAAGGCGCCUGGGGCCAGAAAUGGCGCUCCUCGCCCAUUUUCAUCGUCAGCGCCAUGGCGAUGGCCCUUUUCACUGACACGUUCCUCUACGCAUUCCUCGUGCCGAUCCUCCCCUAUGUCCUUGAAAACCGCCUCGGGCUCGACGUCUCGCUCACCCAGCGCUUCAGUUUUGCGCUUCUAUCAGAAAGUGCCGUGACGGCGCUGAUCACCAGCCCGAUCAUCGGUCAUUUCGCCGAUCGAGUACCGAACAAGAGAGGGUUGUUGCUGGGUUCGUUGGCGGCUGCCUUGCUUGGCUCUAUAAUUUUAGCCUUGGCGACGUCGACGUUCACGCUCUUCGCGGGCCGUCUCGUCCAGGCGAUCGCCAGCUCGGUUAUCUGGGUGGCUGGAUACGGUGCGAUCGCGGAAAAUGUGCAUCCCGACCACCUUGCGACCACGUAUGGCGUCAUAAGCCUUGUCGUGGCCGCCGGUACUUCCGGGGGACCUAUGGUCGCGGGUAUACUCUUUGAAUUGGGCGGGUACUGGGCAGCGUGGUCGAGUGUUUUUACCAUCCUGGUCGCGGACAUCAUCGUCCGAUUGCUCAUGCUGGAGAGGCCUAAAACCAAGGAAAGUGCUGAGUAUGAGAGUGACGAUGCAUCGGAUCCCGAAAAUGCGCCACUGUUGAGCGAGACUGGCAGUGUUCUCCAACCAGACCUGACUGGCUGGAAAUUCUACAUUUAUCUGCUGGGCCAUCGUCGGUUCCAGUGCGGAGUAAUAUCUUACUUCUCCUUCGCGGUCCUGAUAUCCAGCUUCGACACAACCCUCCCCCUUCAUGUCCGCGAUGUGUUCAACUGGGGUAGUCUACCUGCGGGGAUGAUGUUCUUCGCCCUGCAAGGCCCGGGGAUAAUCCUCAGCCCCCUGUGUGGCUGGUUGAAGGAUCGGGUCGGUACUCGGUGGCCCACCACGGUCGGCUUUUUGCUGCUGGCGCCUGUAAUGUGGAUUAUUGGCAUGCCGGGCGACGAGCGGUUUCCCUGGAUCAACGAGGGCAAUCGGGGAAUCGUUAUCUACGCCGUUGCUGUGACAGUGGUGGGAUCCGUUUCCUGUCUUCUGAACGGUGCGGGUACUAUAGAAGCCACGAUCACCAUCGAUGAGAUCGAGGCAAAAUACCCCGGGCUGUCCGUUGGGUAUUCCCGGGCCCUUUCAAUGGUCAGUAUGAGCUGGACAUCUGGAGCGUUCAUCGGGCCCGUCCUGUCGGGGUUCCUCGCCGAGCACGUCGGAUAUUACGAGAUGAGUUGCGUUAUAGCGGUGAUCUGUGCCCUCUCUGGAAUCAACGCAUUUUUCAACCUCACCUCGAAGAAGCGUACGCAGUCCGCUUGAUUCCGGCGUCGCGUCCCGUCAAUCCCAUGAUCCAUCUAUCCCCUCACACCGGACACAAUCCCCGACCCAGCCACCCACACCGUGCGUGACAUAUCUCAAAAGUUAAACAUCCUUCCGUAGACCAUCUUUGAUCCAUCAUUUCAUUUCAUUUCAUUUGAGCGAAGCAUGUGACGAUCAGAUCGCAUCAGCCAUGGGUCGGUCGCAGUUAGAUAGACUACUACCACUAUCACUAUCAAAAAU